AUGAUGAAGUCACAGUCCCACAAUUCGAUACCGAAGACGAGUAGCCCCGAUUCAAAAAAUGAACAGCAUGCGAACGGGCUGUCAAAUUACUUUGGAUUGAAUUAUGCUCAGCAAACCGCCUUGAUUUGGGCAAACGCUGCGGCAGUCGCUGCGGCUGCAUCCUCGUCCCCUUCUGCCUCGUACAUGCCGGCUGCAUCUCCCAUACCUCUAGACUCUGUUAGCGGCCAAAAAGUAUCGAAGUCUGCUGCGUUCCCUGCUACUUCCUCUCCCUCUUGUUCUUCGUCGUCCUCUUCCCUUGGACCCGAUCACCAGGAUUCGCACACGAAAAGCAAACACCCUUUGCCCGUCGUCCAUCAAAGCAAGCAAACUCAGCGUUCUGCUGGAAUGACCAAAGCGAGUCGUUUGGAUAAACCCGUUCCUUCCCCUUCAACUGGUCAUAAUAACACCAUCUUGGGCAACGGUCGCAUGGAUCCUGCCACCAUGAUGAUGGCGAGCCUAUUUGCUGGUCACUCCAUCGACAAUCGCCUUGGGAUGUCCGGACUGCCACUCCCGGAUUUGUCUUCGUUCGAUCCGUUGGCCAACAGGAAGCUAGAUCAACGCAGUGUAGAUGCACCGAAACGUGCCGAUGAUCCCGACGGUUUUUCCGCGACUGCUGUGACCCACGAAGCCCUACUGGCCAACCAGUUCCUGCACACCUUUUCCGGUCUUCCCAUGGCCUAUCAACGCCAGACCAAGCAACAACAACCACAGCACCUCCACCACCCCGAACAGCAGCAGCAGCAGCAGCAACAACAACAACAACAGCAGCAGCAGCAACAACAGCAGCAGCAUCAGCAGCAACAACAACAACAACUACAAACCGCUGUUCUUUUGGCUGCAGCUUUAGCUCGUGAGGCGGGAUUUUCAGGAGUCCCACCGGGUUAUCUGGAGAGCCUAGUAACCGGAAGUGGUGGGCAUCCCGGGACAGUGGACAAUGCCAGCAUCCGAACUGAGAAUUCGAACAUGACGCCUAUGAGUGCGGGUGCUGCCACCAAUCUGGCCUACGCCCAAGCAAUGGUGAUGGCUAUGGCUGCCGCUUGCAGCGGUAACCCCCCUAAAGUGACGUCGUCCUCGACCCUCCCUUCAUCUUCCUCAUCAUGUACCGCUGGAGCUGGAGGCUAUGAUCUCCUUCCAUUCGGGACGUUGGAUCUAAUUGGUGGAAGUUCCACUCAGCCCGGAAACGCCACGGGUGAACCUGCGGAAUCAUUCAAUGAAGUACUCAACUUUCUGAGUCACUGUCUAAACGCUCCCAAAGUACUAUCUGAUAGGCAAAUCGCUCCCUCACGUUCCCCUGUGGACGCCAAGGGAAACAGCUCCGUGGCACCACCGAUUGCAAGGAGAGGCCCCAGAGGCGGCGGAACAUCGAGAUCCCGUGGGGCCAAUAGCGGGGCCACUGGCCAAUCGGGCACGAUGCGGUGGGAGCAUCCGGUCGUCACACCUGUCACAGCACGGCACCGUGGCCGCGGACGGCCCCCGAAAUCGGCAACAGUUUCCGUACACUAUCAGCCACACCCGAGGCAAACCAAUUCCUUCGGUGCAGGAGCAAAGUCUCAGGAUGAGCCGGAGAUGUGCUCACAGCUUCCCGAAUUCACGGGCAGUUGCUGUACCCGGCGCUCCUCGGGUGCGACGAACGCAACGGAUUGCAGUGUUGAGGAGACGAUCGACGAAGUGUUGCGACAUCUUGCUGCAUGCGAUUAUGAUCCAGCGUUGGUGGCUCUCCGCUAUGCCUCGACUCCAUUGGGUGCUGCAUUGAACCGGAAGCGUCCGAGAACUGGGUCACUACCGGUACCACUCUCACCAUCACCUCCAAUUCCAGGUGUAUCUGGUGACAUUGGCGUCUAUCGUGGAGAUCCAGGGGAGGUAUUCUCCCAACCCAAUCCAGCGAACAAGCGCGCUCGAAUCGGUCCGUCAGCCGAGUCCGGACUCAGGCUACCCCUGGCUUUGGGCUGGCGUCGUGAGACUUUGGUUAAAGGAAUCGGACCUGGCGGAAUCCUUGGGGAAGUGAUCUACGUCAGUCCCUGUGGAAGGCGGCUGUGGAAUCUGGACAGCGUACGGGAGUACCUCCAAAGUAACAAUGUUCCAUUGCUGUCAGUGGACGAUUUCUGCUUCAAAAGUUACCUUCGACUCGGUGACUACUACGAGUGCAAUCGGACGGGACAGUCCCCACAACAAGCUUACGUAAAAAUGUCCGAAGCAGCUCUGAAUUCCCUAACGUCCGCUGGGUUGAGAGAGUCUGACGAUGCCAAUCCUGGCCCCGGUAGCACAACUUGGUUUCCGGGACAAUCCUUCGACUCCGUCAACGGUGCGAUAUCAACUGCGUCCGCUUUCCCCACGGUUCUACCGCCGGCAGCCCAUGCGCAACCCAGUGAAUCGCAUUCAUCCAACCUGUCCCAUUUUCUCUCCGAUUCAUACGAUAUAUCUGGCACAGAAUUGCCACGUGCGAACUGUUUUUCGUCCAAUCUGAACGAUGAACCCCCUUCCAUUCCACCGGCAGCCCAUGCAGCCAGCGAAUCCGGUUUCAAAGUCCCGGUCUCGAUGCCCCUGCUCGAUCCCUAUUUUUCUGAUCUUCGGCUGAACACCCCCAUUCCUUCAGUGCCCUUAUCGUCUGAUCCCCGCGUGCCCUGUCCCAUUGUGGAUAGUCCUUGGUCCCAAUUGAGUCGCUCACUGGGUCCGUUGCCAAACCCGCCCUACACACUCGGGAUAUCUGCCACUGGUUGUCUGGAUCCUGUGACGGAACGCGACUGUAUGAAGAAUUUUUUCAUUAACAUAGCCAAGGAACGGAUUCGAUCAGAGGAACGAAGGCGGGUUCGGCAUCAACACGCAGUGCUCGAAGAACGUGAACGCACCCUCGCCCGGCGCGUGGAAGAGCGCAUUGAAUAUGAAUUGAAGAAAACCGUGGAUGACUUGCGUUUGAUGAACUCCGAAGCGCUACCCGACUUGGAACCAAUACCAGGUCUUCGCCUCUCCAGUCAAGCAUUUGCCGAUUGUUUGGAGGUGCUGGAAUUUCUGCACGCGUUCACCGAAAUCCUCUGUGUUGAUUCAGAGACAAUACCCACUCUGGGUAUGUUACAAGCCGCUUUGGUCGAUCGGAACCCCGAAUGUCAGCAUGCUUUGUUGCAUUUGCUGAUCGAGCUGUUGAAGUUUGCCAUCCUGGACCCCGGUUUACCAAGCUCCCGUCUGGUGACGCAACUGCUCGGUCAACGUUUCAGCGAGCUGGAGGUGAAUGCUGAGACUGUCACCGGUCUACUGCGAGUAUUCCUGAUCGGCCGCAACGGUUAUGAAGAUGACAUGUCCGACUGGCUUAAGCCGCCUUGUCACUUCACCGAAUUAUCGGCGGACCAACAAGCUUCACUGUUAGCCUUUGUGUGUGCUGAGUUGGUUAGUUCCAGCAGACUUAUUUCUACAGAAGUGGAUCGCACCAUCGAACUGCAAGCGGUACUGAAACGUGAGAAAUGGGUGUUGGAAUCAAAGAUCCGCCGCCUCCGGUUUCUCGUUGCCCGUAAAUUUGGUCCUGGAACGACCAAUGACGCGGAUGUGGUCCCCAAGGGGAUGUCAGUUACUCCCACUGCCCCUCUGACAAUCAGUUCUGUCACUCCAGAGACGACGGAUAACCCGCUGGAUGCCAACGUGCCUGAGGAGGAUGCGAACGAUACUGGCAGCUCUUCCCCGCAUCAAUCACUAGACGAUUCUACCGAAGUCACCAACGCGAAUGGGCACAUUGGUCAUCGUAAGAUGGAUAAUGCAGUGCGGUUCCAGUUUGGCAGACCACCGUUAUCCCGAAGUGCGACUCCAGAAGGCCAAGAUCUGCCUGAGAAGUCUCUGGGCUUCGCUGCUCCGAACGCAUCGGCCACAGCUGCUGCAGCGGUUUCCGCAGCAGCCAUUGCUAAUGCCUUCUUACCUGGGGACGAGGAAGAGACAGACGACAUAAACCAAUUGGAAUCCAUGAUAGAAAGCCUUAACCAAGUCGUUGAAUAUGAACAGAGAGCUAUAGACGAAUGCACGUAUAGACUUUCUGGUAUUUUUCUUGGCCAUGAUCGGUAUUAUCGUCGAUACUAUAUGUUUGGCCACCUUGGUGGUAUUUUCGUCCAGGGAGAUCCUAAUCCUUCCAUCGAUUCCCACACCGUCGACGAUCUUGAGGGACAGGAGGAUCUUAGCUUCGGGUUCGAUCCGGAUGACCUGGUUGCCAAAAUACAAGCUCGCCAUAGGCUCGCUGAACAAAGGCGGUACAAAAUAAAUUUACCCACUCCUGGACAUGGCCAUCAGCACCAUCCACCAACGCCAAGCAGUGCUUCCCACGCCUCGUCGGAUCUUCGUCUAACAGAACCCACAUCAGGAACUAAGCGUUCUACCGCCUCCAAUUCGAGCAUUUCACAAGAGACGGCCAAUGAAGAGCCAUAUCAGCGACAUCCCGAAGCAAAUACGACAGCUGCACAGUCUGAAUUAGUGUCUGAUGCAACAUCCUCAGUGGGUGUGCCUACACUAUUUCCUCGGGGCCCAACUGAACCAGACGAAUUGACGUCUACUGUCAAUUGGGAUGUACACGCGGAACUAUCGCAUGCCGGCCUCGAUGCAUCGACCAACACGACCAGGAUAGACUGCUCAGCGCAAAAUCCAUCACAGACGGACGCGUCAGUUGACAUCUCCACAAGUGGUGAUGGGCCAGGAAUGGGACUUGCACAAACAAAAGUCCUACCGUUCUCUGUCGUUCAGACUAUGAUGGUGGACGCUGAACAUUCGUCGAACGAGCCACCUAAACUGAAACCUGGUGACGCCGAUACAGUGACAACUCUGAGCAACUCAAUGUGUGUCCCAUUCACGACUGAUGCUGAGAACACUGACCAAGCAUUAAACAAACUGGAGAAGGCAUUUGAAGCAAGGGAUUUGGAAGACGGAAUCAGUGAGGAAUCUAUACCAAAUACCACGAGGUGGCCAAAAGUGGACGAAUGCUUACAAAUGCCAUACGCAUCACGUGCAAAAUUUGAUCUUCCUCUAGAUGAACACAUCACAUUAGAAAACAACCGCUCCGAUACAUUCAAAGCAGAUCCGAUGGAGUCUUCCGAGGUUGAUCGGGAAGGUUUGAUAAAAUACGUACUCAAAACUGAUACAAUCUUGAAGCCUGAAGAAGUUUCUAGGCAUUCUUCCCUUCACUCAGUUGAAACAGAUGAAGGGCGGUCAAGUUUAGCUCCACUGUCCCGUAAAAGCAGAGAUUCCUCACCGUAUUCUUCACUCACUACAUUCCAAGUAAGCCGAUGCGAGCAGCUGUCACCCAUCAAAGCCGAUUCCCCAUUAUCGACUUUCCAGCCAUUGGAUCUUUCGACAAAACCCAAAUCAGAUGUUCACAAUACUUCCCUCAACAUCCCAACUAGUUCCACAGACAAUCGUUCCCUGGAAAGUAGUUUUGAGUACAUUGCAGGAUUGGGCUUAGACGAUGUCGUGCUCACAACCGCUGCCUUGUUGUUUAUGACACACACUUCCCUCAUUCCCGCAUCAGUCGCGUGUAGUGAGGCCUUGUUCGAGCCAUGGAAAACUAUGAUUGCACAUUACAAAUCCAUUUUAAUUUGGGCUCUCAUGGAAGAUGCCAGGGAGGAACACGGGAUUGUUGCUUCUGACCGACCCCGGGGAUCCACGGUUACUGGCCCAGAGAGCCUAUGCGAGGCUGUCUUGAUAAUUAAAAACUCCUUAAUGAGCAGCUCAACCCAAGCGGAAACUGAUUCAAAGUAUAUGACGGAAGGUACUGUGAAAACUGCGGAGGAUGAUCCAAGCAGUUUAGCAGUCAUUUCCGAUUCUGAGAUUGAGGAACUAGUAAACCGGGAAUUAGAAGCGCAGAAAGUACAGUUGCCUCCUGUCAGUGCCUCUUCGAGACCCAAAUGUGCGUAUUCCUCCAAGUGGUGUUGUCUGACAGAUGCCCGAAAACUGGAUGAAUUACUUCUUGCUUUAUCAUCCAGAGGAACACGCGAGCGAGACUUGACAAAAAAGAUCAAACGAGCCGAAGAAUUUCUUCGUCCGUCGCUUAGAGUCGCCUCCAAAACACUCAACGAACUUGUCUCGGAGCUGGAAAGUGCUAACGAACCGCGCUUCCUACGUGUGCGUUCUCGUCGCGGAAAAGGGCGCGGUGGUAGUGCCGGAAUCAAUGCCCAAUCACUCUCCAACCCCAACUUCUCAGUCAGCACCGUUGGUCCGGCGGAAACCGGCGUGCCCUCAUCCGAACUUGCCAUGAACAUUGAGUGCAAUUCUAAUGAAUUGGGUAUUCCCAAUGAGUCGAACGAUAGCGACAUCCUCAUGCUAGCUGGUUCGGAAUCCAAUCAGGAAGCUACGUCGAGCUCAGGCAAUGUAUGCCAAGAUGGGUCGAACACGGUCACUGUGUUGGAGCAUCGCCUUCGGCGGCGGGUGAAUCAGCAAGCAGUUACUCGUUCUGAGCUCAACGGCGCCGUGUUGAAGUCAGUUGUAGAGCAUCUGGAGAAGAGACCUGGAAUGCCCGCAUACAAAGCAACUCAAGAUAGCCAAGUGAACGGACAAAGCUUGGCUGAACUGGUAGGUAGCGGUGACCCUCUUUUUGCAAUGGAAUGUUGCUUCCUGGAAGAAGUUGAAGCGCUUGAAGACCGAGUACUCAAUGCCAGCUUACAGAUAAAGGGAUGGCAGGCCCCUGCGAAAGUGCUGGACGAUGAGACAGUUCACCUUAUCCCACGAACCACACCGAAACGAUCCCGUUUCGAGCACUGGCCACUGGAUCUUGCCCGAACCCGGUUACUCAAUCUAGAGAGUCACUUGGAGCGGCGUUAUCUGUUACCACCAUUGAACUCGGAAGUUCACUUGGAUAUCGUGUCUGAUCCGGACACGGGCGCGAUCGGUGAUGGAACUCGAUUGCUCUCCGAAUCACAGGAUCCGGAAACCGGUAGCGAGAGCGGUCUUGGCGGGGGCCCAGGCAGUGAGAGUACAAACACCAGCAUACGGGAAGGAGAGACUGGAACAAAUGGCGCAAGUCACUAUCCUCAAAUUCGACGUGUGGUUGGGAAGCAACCCCUUCCGCACGAACAGGCAGUGACCCCGGCAACACAUCAACCACCGCCGGUUGGACAUCAUUCCGUAGAUAUACCGGACUCGACGAACUAUUUAUUCGGCUCCUUGUACAGUGAACAACUGCCUCCAGGUCUAAUCGAAUGGCGCCACAAAUUGCACCGGGCAACGGAGGUGGAAACCAUGCGAGCGUGUCUAAACCAGCUGAUUGAAGCGAUUGCUUGGGAUAAAUCCAUAAUGAAAGUGUUGUGCCAAAUUUGUCGACGGGACAAUAAUGAAGCCCAGCUACUGCUGUGCGAUGGUUGUGAUCACGGCUACCACACCUACUGCUUCCGUCCCCCAUUGAUCGACAUUCCUUCAGGAGACUGGUUUUGUUUUGAUUGCGUCUCAAAGGCUACAGGAAAAUCCAUUUGCUUUGUAUGUGGCCUCAGCAAACCGUCACAUGCUGGGUCAGCCACUGCUGGUCAGGCGAGCACAGACACUUCACGACUUCUCGUUUGUGAGGGCUGUUCCCGCGCAGUACACGCAUCCUGUUCCCGUCCACCGAUAGCUCGGAUUCCCCGUCGAUGGGCGUGCGCAAAUUGUUCAGCGAGUACCACCCCCAAUCCUUGUACUUCCCAGAAGACUGGCAAGCAACAAGGCGGUGCCUUCACAACAACCACCUUUGCGAGCACCUCAACAGGGGUCAAACACCUGAAUUCCUGUCCCCUCGAGGAAACUGUCCGGAAAUCCGAUGCCUGUUCCGAGCCGAAAUUGGCACACAUAACAGAACCUGCUGAUAUGGUGACAAAGUCGAAACCCAUCCCUCUGAAGUCGAAGAAGCCCUCCGGUAACAUCUUACUGUCGUCGCAGCACUCUUCUUCGACCUCUUCGAUGGGCUCGAGGGUUGCCGCACGGUCACAGAUUUUUACCAAGCGUCCGAGUAGCUCCAAGUCCACGGCCACCGGACUGCUGAACAAAUUAAAGCUACAGAACAAGCAGCGAAUGAGGUUGAAAAAUAUCCGGUUGGAAGAGAAACACAGCUCUGGGGAAACAAGGAUGAAGUAUUCCCAAGAACACGUCCUGGGCGACUUUCGACACUAUCGAAAGGGAUCAGAAGCUGGUUCAACCCACGCCGUUUAUACGCGAAGGGAUGCCGUUGAGUCGUUAGACGUUCCACUCCGCCAUUCGAGCCGUGACUCCUUGGGCGAGUCAGAGUAUAUAUUUGGCAAGGAAGAUGAAGCGCCCAAGAAGAUGCUCACUCCGAGUGAAAUCUCAUGGUGUCGAAUGGCGACAGAGGACCUAAUAAACCACGAAGCGUCUUGGGCUUUUCGGAAACCAGUGAAUGUGAAACAGGUACCUUUUUAUCGCAAGAUCAUCAAGUGCCCAAUGGAUCUAUCGACCAUUCAGCGCAAGACUCGUCAUCCCUGCAACUACUCCACACUGGAGGAAUGGCGCAAUGAUGUGCGUCUCAUUUUCGAUAACUGUGAAAUUUUCAAUGAGGAUGACUCCGAUGUUGGACGUGCCGGACACACUAUGAGGGCUUAUUUUGAAUCCCGUUGGUCUCGUCCUCCGUGCACAACAGUAAGCUCCGAUACACAUGCAGCGGGUUUCGCUGCUAUGCUUUCAUCACCGAACUCACGUCUAGACUCAGCAAAGCACUCGGAUGCUGGCGGAAAAAUCUCUUCUCCCUCCAACUCCUCAUCAACUUCAAGUUUAACCGAAGUAAAGCGCCAUGUGUACCCUGAAUCUGAAGGUAAAAACCUCAUUGUGGCUGUAUCCGAUGACAAUCAAUCCGUUGGCACCUCUCUUUCGGCCCACCCAGUCAUCGAGGCUGCCGACGUUGGUGCGGACGACGGACGGAGCCCACCACAUUCCCCAUUCUCUGAUAGUCAUUCAUCAGGAUUCUCUGGAUUUGAGCAGAACGAAUACAUGAUGGGUCUGCAGUUGGAUGAUUUGCAUUCACCAUUGUUGAAUAGCGCUGAAACGGAAGUGACUACACCGUGUAAACCUCCGUCUAACAACCUUGGCUCAAAUAUGUCUUCCGACGUAUGCCUUCCAACUUCCUAUUCACCGCUGAACUGAAUUUGACUGUGCAAAUUUCGCAAACCUCGUUUCCCUGUACAUAGCUCGAAUCAGUUCGUUCUCCAAAGCAAUCUGUUAUUUCGUUCAGUUUGUGACUCAUUUAUCAAUUCACCACUUGUUCCUUCUCCGUCUCCCCCUUUCGCAUUAUGUUGACCGGCUGUCCAUACGAGUUCAACUUGUCUCCCGUCGACCACAUCUGAUGUCUACUCUGUUUCCCAGGAUCGUCCAACUCUGGACCACCGAAGUUCCGUCACACCCUAUAUUGAGGCCUUCAGGCAUUACGCACACACACACACCUACCAGCUGCUGCCUCCUGAAGAGAGUGUGGGACAGAAUUAUUGUCCCUUGCUCCGUGCCCCGUUAGGAUGACGAACGCCAGCCACGCAAAUGCUAGGUUUGAGCAGCUUUUGGUUCAUUCUUUCGGAUACCCGUCAUCACGUUUAUGCAACAGCUCACUGUGGCCAGUCACCUCCUAAUUCGUCAGACAUAUGGCAGCCCACAUAUAAAAACAAUUUUGUGGUAGCGGGUUUUCUUACUUUUGUCUGAUUUCCACCAACUCGGUUUAUCAGACUUACUCAACCGUUACCCAUUGUACAUAAAUGUCGUUACUCAAUUAAACGGUUCAAGCGAGGUAUCCAUCCGUCUCAUUGGUGUUUACAAUUUCCUCGUGUCCAAAGUACACUUUUUGCUUCA
Messenger RNA from Dicrocoelium dendriticum, 9810 nucleotides. NCBI's taxonomy places the organism in Eukaryota, Metazoa, Platyhelminthes, Trematoda, Plagiorchiida, Dicrocoeliidae. The record is from the annotation of a GenBank genome assembly.